ACUAGAUCUGGCAUCUCUCUCGCAUUUGGCCCGUCUUUUCCUUCCAACAAGCUCGUUUACUUUUCCUGUAGAAAAUUAAUCUUAUCUUAUUUAACAAUAAACAUACAAAAACUUCACAAUGCCACCACCGUCAGCUAGUCGAAAAUUUAUGUAUCCUGAACAGUCAGUGCCCUAUUCCUUAUAUAUAAAGCGCGAAAAUCCGGAUGAUGUAUUUGCCAAGCUUUGGAAGCCAUCCAGCUUGCAGUUGGAGGAACGAUCCACAUUCUUAAAAGUCGGUGCACUGGCAACUGUAAAGGGCUCGGCCUACAUGGAAUAUGGUAAUACAAAGGUAAUGGCAUCAAUAGAACCACCACGUGAGCUAACUAAGCAGACCAGAAAAAUUGGCACACUAGGCAUAGUAACGUGUACACUGAAAUAUGCACCGUUUGCGGUUAAAGAUCCCUCAUGUAUACCGAGAAAGGAAACGUCUAUGGCAUUGGCGCUGAAAAAAGCACUAGAGCCUGCUAUUUGCCGCCAUGAAUUUCCGUACUUUCAACUAGAAAUUAAAGUGAUCAUAUUGGAUGAUGAUGGAUGUGCGCUUAGUACCGCAAUUAAUUGUUGUGGCGCUGCUUUGGUGGAUGCCGGUAUUGCUACUUACGAUCUAAUUACAGCGUCAACAGUAUGCAAAUACAGAGAUGUAGAGUUCGUAAAUCCAAACGCUGUAAUUGAGCAGUUAGUCUCGACCAUAAGCGACUCUGCGGCCGACGAGGAGCACGGUAUAGUUGUUACUGCUAGUUUGGCGGCAGUGGACCAGAUUACCGAAUGCUUCCAAAAGGGAUAUUUCAAACCAGAAACGCUCAAACGACUUACGGAACAUACAUUGACUUUGAAUGAACGCAUUUUGGAUACACUACGUUAUGUAUUAAUUAACAAGGUAAAACAACAGUUGGAAAAGCAGGAAGCCAUGAGGGCAAUUUUUGAAUCGUCAAAUGUCGGAGCUAAUGAUGAUUCGGAUUAAAGAUUAUAAACGUUCAUUCGAAAUAGAGAAAGACAUUUACUUUUUUAACUAAAA
This is a messenger RNA of Rhagoletis zephyria (snowberry fruit fly), 1051 nucleotides long. It is a transcript of the gene Mtr3, whose product is annotated as exosome complex exonuclease Mtr3. Gene Ontology annotation, molecular function: RNA binding. Gene Ontology annotation, biological process: U4 snRNA 3'-end processing; nuclear mRNA surveillance; rRNA catabolic process. The record is from RefSeq and is a predicted model, not a curated record. Gene Ontology annotation, cellular component: cytoplasmic exosome (RNase complex); nuclear exosome (RNase complex); nucleolus. Lineage: Eukaryota; Metazoa; Arthropoda; Insecta; Diptera; Tephritidae.